AUGCACGCAUGUACAAUCCUCGCGACCAUACUGAUCUUUCACGGCUUCACCAACGGUCUUAGGCAUGACCGUCUCCCACGACGAGCACCAACAAGGAGAGCGAAUGAAAAGUUUGAAAUGGUCAUCCUGGUUCCUGACGGUUGUUGGUGGGGGGCACCAGGCGCAUCCACAGAGUUCGGUGUAUGCGAAGAAGACAUGGACAUCACACUUGAAUUUACGACCAAGACGUCUAGUCAAGCGAAUUUCAUCUUUGGAGGACUGCAUCAAAGCGGGACGGCAGAAUUACCAAGCGGGACGAUCGUCAUGGUUCCAGAUGACAAGAUGAGUUGUACCGGUGGAUGGAUCAUCUCUCCAACAGCCGAUGUGACGUUUUCCAUGCCUGCCAGCGCUUCGACCCACUAUACGUCUUUGAUCACCUCUGGCGGAGCGUACUUCGCUUGCGAGACGCCUGUCCCGACAGCCAUGCCCUCGGCUUCGGCCUCUGCUUUCAGCUCAACAUCAGGGACACCGAGUUCGGCACAAGGACACUCGAUCUCGAGCUCAUUCGCUUCCAGUACGGCUUCGUCGAGACAGUCAGGUAGUGCAAGUGUUAGCGCUCGUGCAAGUGCAAGUGGUAUUGCGAGCGCGAGUGCAAGCCUGAGCUCGGGCGGUUUGAGAGGAAGUAUGACUUCCAGUGCAGCUCCCAGGACCAGUGUUAGUGCCAGUGCCAAUGCAGGAAACGGUGAUGAUCCUCAUCCACAAGGUCAAGUCUGGUUGACCAUACCUGACCCGCAUGUCUCCGUGUUCCCUCACACUGCCGUCGUAGGGGAAUGGAAUGCCGCUGGACCCUUCGCUCAUCUCUUCUCGUUUCACGCUUGGGUCCCGACGUAUCUAAACGAGACAUUCGACAUCAGCGUUUUAGAACAAGAGGUUUUCGUCAGCAAAGCCAUGUGCUCGAUAGGUUUGACAGCUCGACCCAGCGGUACGGAGAUCGUGACGUAUACGCUCGCAUCGACUUCACCUUGGGUCCAUCCAAGCGGUGAUGUCAAUGGAGCGUACUUGCAUUGUUAG
Molecule: messenger RNA, 1050 nt
Organism: Kockovaella imperatae
Lineage: Eukaryota; Fungi; Basidiomycota; Tremellomycetes; Tremellales; Cuniculitremaceae
Exons: 4
Coding region: 1-1050 (349 amino acids)
Source: RefSeq, a predicted model, not a curated record